This is a messenger RNA of Peromyscus maniculatus bairdii (prairie deer mouse), 1760 nucleotides long. NCBI's taxonomy places the organism in Eukaryota, Metazoa, Chordata, Mammalia, Rodentia, Cricetidae. The record is from RefSeq and is a predicted model, not a curated record.
GGUGCAGUGUACUUUUUAAGACGCAAUGAAAGCCUUCUACACUUUCUGUGUGGUCCUUUUGGUGUUGGGGCGUGACUCUGAAGCCAAGUUUGAUGAUUUCGAGGAUGAGGAAGACAUAGUAGAGUAUGAUGAUAAUGACUUCGCUGAGUUUGAGGAUGUCAUGGAAGAUUCUGUUACGGAAUCUCCUCAGCGAGUGAUAAGCACUGAAGAUGAUGAAGAUGAGACCACUGUGGAGUUGGAAGGGCAGGAUGAAAACCAAGAAGGAGAUUUUGAAGAUGCGGAUACCCAGGAGGGAGAUACUGAAAGUGAGCCAUAUGAUGAUGAAGAAUUUGAGGGUUAUGAAGACAAACCAGAUACCUCUUCUAGUAAAAACAAAGACCCAAUAACAAUUGUUGAUGUCCCUGCACACCUCCAGAACAGCUGGGAGAGUUAUUAUCUAGAGAUCCUGAGGGUGACUGGUUUGCUUGCCUAUAUCAUGAACUACAUCAUUGGGAAGAAUAAAAACAGCCGACUUGCUCAGGCCUGGUUUAACUCUUAUGGGGAGCUUUUGGAGAGCAAUUUUACCUUAGUGGGGGAUGAUGGGACUAACAAAGAAGCCACAAGCACAGGAAAGUUGAAUCAGGAGAAUGAACACAUCUAUAAUCUGUGGUGUUCUGGUCGAGUGUGCUGUGAAGGCAUGCUCAUCCAGCUGAGGUUCCUUAAAAGACAAGACUUACUUAAUGUCCUGGCCCGGAUGAUGAGGCCAGUGAGUGAUCAAGUGCAAAUAAAAGUAACUAUGAAUGAUGAGGACAUGGAUACAUUUGUGUUUGCUGUUGGCACUCGCAAAGCUUUGGUGCGACUGUAGAAAGAGAUGCAGGAUCUGAGUGAGUUUUGUAGUGAUAAACCUAAGUCUGGAGCAAAAUGUGGACUGCCAGACUCGUUGGCCAUUCUGUCAGAAAUGGGAGAAGUCACAGAAGGAAUGAUGGAUACAAAGAUGGUUCACUUUCUUACACACUAUGCUGACAAGAUUGAAUCUGUCCAUUUUUCAGACCAGUUCUCUGGUCCAAAGAUUAUGCAAGAGGAGGGCCAGCCCUUAAAGCUGCCUGACACCAAGAAGACACUACUGUUUACAUUUAAUGUGCCUGGCUCGGGUAACACGUACCCAAAGGACAUGGAGGCUUUGCUCCCCCUGAUGAACAUGGUGAUUUAUUCUAUUGACAAAGCCAAAAAGUUCCGACUCAACCGAUAGGGUAAACAGAAAGCAGAUAAGAACCGCGCACGCGUGGAAGAGAACUUCCUGAAGCUGACACACGUGCAGAGGCAGGAGGCUGCGCAGUCUCGGCGUGAGGAGAAGAGAGCCGAGAAGGAGCGGAUCAUGAAUGAGGAAGACCCCGAGAAGCAGCGCAGGCUGGAGGAAGCUGCUUUGAGGAGAGAACAAAAGAAGCUGGAGAAGAAGCAAAUGAAAAUGAAACAAAUCAAAGUGAAAGCCAUGUAAAGUCACCUUGAGGGCUCCGCCCAUCCACCUGUAAGCUCUGCGCCCACCGGAAACGGGAAAAGCACGAGUCCAUUUCCCCCUAAAGUUCACAUAUUCCUGUGACUGAGAAGUCCUUAGUCCACCCUCCCCUCUUGGUUUAGAGUUCUACAGAGGCUGUAGAUACAUUGAAAGGGCUCUUUCACUUAUUUCCUCCCUCAUAAUCAAAUUAGUUUGAUUAUUUUAUGAAAGAAUGGUAUAUAAAGUACGUGUAGUUUAAAAUAUUUUUAAAUUAUAACGUGAAUCAUCA